Messenger RNA from Closterium sp. NIES-65, 1506 nucleotides. The record is from the annotation of a GenBank genome assembly. NCBI's taxonomy places the organism in Eukaryota, Viridiplantae, Streptophyta, Zygnematophyceae, Desmidiales, Closteriaceae.
AUGGCGAGGACUUGCGCGCGCCAAGCCACCAUCGCGCUGCGCUACCUGGAGCAGGCGGGAGAUGCGGUGGAGGCGGGCACGAAUCAGCUCGACGUGCCGUACUGGCUGGCGGCCGCCGACACGCAGAUCGACAACUGCGUCGACGGCUUCCAGACUUUCUCGCCCGCUGCGCAAGGCUUCCCCGCUUACGUACAUCUCGAGUAUACGGCUAAGAAGGCGGGAAGCACGCUUGACGCCCUCUUAUCCAUCACCAACGCCGCCGCCAAAGCCGCUGCAUCCGUCGCAUCAACGGAGGAGGAUGUGGCGCCCGUGCGUGGACGCCGCAUGACCGUCCGAUCCAGCAGCUCGGGGAGCGGCGCGAUGGAUUGGCUUGAGGCGGGCUUGUACGAGCAACUGCAGGAGCUCCAGACGAGGCUGAACGCCGAAUUUGCCGCUGCCGGCGGGGAGGAUUCGGAGAGCGGUUCUAUCUCGAGGAGGCAGUUGCGGCGCCACCGCCACGACGACGACGACGAUGAUGAUGACGACGAGGAUAAGAAGGAUAAGAGCAGUAGCAAGAGCAGCAAGAGUAGCAAGAAGAGCAGCAAGAAGAGCAGCAAGAGCAGCAAGAAGAAGGCAUCACCGAACCAGGGUCCGAUGGUCGUCAGCCCGUCACUUGCGGCCAGCGCGACCGUCGGAUCCGGAUACAAGUCGAUUCAGGACGCAGUUGACGCCGAUCCCGGCGGCACGCGCUUCGUGAUUUACAUUCCCGCGGGAACGUACAAGGAGCAGGUUGUCAUCUCGACGACGGACAUCGUUCUGAUUGGUGCGGGCGCGGGUAAGACGAUCAUCACGGGCGACGCGAGCUACGGCAGCGGAUCCGGGACGUUCGAGUCGGCUACGGUUGAGGUGGAUAGCGACAGGUUCGUCGCCUUCGGGAUCAAGUUCGUCAACACGGCAGGCCCCGAGAAUCACCAAGCAGUUGCGAUUCGCGCCACCGGCGACCAAACAGCUCUUUUCAACUGCGCGUUCGACGGAUCGCAAGAUACAUUGUAUGUGGACGCGGGCCGCCAAUACUACAAAAACUGCUACAUUGGCGGCUCGCAGGACUUCAUUUUCGGCGACGCGGCCGUGGUUAUCGAUGCGCCCAAGAUUCAGCUUCACCCAAGCCCCUCUUUCGGGACCCUAACUGCGUCGGGACGGGCCAAGGACACCCCGACGGGGAUCGUGAUUUGCGACGCUGUUGUCUCGGCGGAUCGCGGCACGAAGAAGGUGUAUCUGGGCCGUCCGUGGAAGAAAUGCGCCUUCACGGUUUUCAUCAACACCUUUCUCCCCGCGGUGAUCGAGAGGGACGGGUGGCUGUCGUGGAACGAGGGCAGCUGCAUGUUUCUGGCGGAGGCGGGCAGCAAGGGGCCGGGCGCCGCGGCUUCCCGCGCGUACUGGGUGGACCCUGGGAUCAUCACGAGCGUCAGCGGAUACGACGCCAACACCUUCACGCAAGUCAACUCCUGGCUCCGCCUGUCGCGCUAG